Molecule: messenger RNA, 1988 nt
Organism: Macrosteles quadrilineatus (aster leafhopper)
Lineage: Eukaryota; Metazoa; Arthropoda; Insecta; Hemiptera; Cicadellidae
Product: proton-coupled amino acid transporter-like protein pathetic
Exons: 10
Coding region: 203-1573 (456 amino acids)
Biological process (GO): amino acid transmembrane transport
Cellular component (GO): vacuolar membrane
Molecular function (GO): amino acid transmembrane transporter activity
Source: RefSeq, a predicted model, not a curated record
AUGGAGGAAAAGUUGGCAUUGGACCCACUAGAGGAAGGUUAGUGUUUAGUGGCCAUUGUUUGAACCAGUGAGCUUCUGGUGAUCACGUGUAAUGUAGCUUGGUCUCAGGUGCGGACGAAAUAGUGAUUGUUUAUAUAAACUGGAGAAAAUUUCGCAAAAAAACUUUGAUGGAGAGGUCAUACACCUGCAUAAGAGUGAAAACAUGGAUAAGAAGACUCACAGUGAGGAAAAGGUGAAAACGUCAGAGAGCACAAACGCUUCCACGGCAAAGCUUGCAUUUUGCCACGAAGAAGGUGUGGAACCUUAUGAACCAUGGAAAAAUCGAAAUUUGACACAUCCUCUGAACAACAUGGGGGCUUUGUUCCACAUGAUCAAAGGAAGUCUCGGCUCCGGUAUACUAGCGAUGCCUGUCGCUUUCAAAAACGGAGGGCUUUGGGUCAGUCUCUUCUGUGCUGUUCUCGUAGGCGUUGUAUACACUCACUGCGUUCAUAUACUGAUAUACAGCUGCCAAAUCCUCUGUACAAGGUUAAAACUACCAAGGCUCGGGUUCGCAGAGAUUGCGGAGGCUGCGUUCCGCACAGGACCUACAAAAUGGCGGAAAUAUAGUACAGCUGCCAAGAACAUUGUUGAUUUAGGAUUGUUCUUGGGAUAUUACGCAUGCUGCAUAGUGUAUGUUGUGUUCACAGCGUCUUCAUUAAAACAGGUUAUAGAACAUGACUUUGACGUCUCAAUGGAUGUUCGACUGUACAUUCUCGCAGUCACAGUGUUUGUGUUGCCCAUCGGCAUCAUUCGCAACCUCAAGUACCUUGUGCCCUUCUCGUUCAUCGCGAUUGUUGCGCUAACAUUCGGCUGCUGCUUCGUCCUCUACGACAUCUUCCAAGACCUUCCUCCGCUCUCCUCCAGGCCAGUGUUUACUUCUUGGAGUCACCUACCGCUGUUCUUCUGCACCAUGAUCUACGCUGUGGACGGCAUUGGAACAGUGUUACCGAUAGAGAACGCCAUGAGCAAUCCUCAGCGUUUCCUGGGGUGUCCUGGCAUCCUGAACGCAUCUAUGGUGUGGCUGAUAGCUCUCUAUGGUACCAUGGGCUUCUUUGGUUACCUUCGUUACGGGGAGGAAACAGCUGGCUCCAUAACAUUGAAUAUCUCAUCAUCUACAAUGGGACAGACAGUUAAGCUCAUGGUGAUUCUGAAUGUGCUAUGUUCGUACGGACUCUUCUUGUACGUUCCUUGCGAAAUUGUGUGGCGCAACAUUGAAGGAUUUAUUGGGAAAAGUAGAAAAACUUUCAAGUACUACACAAUGAGAGUUGUCUUAAUACUACUAACAGUUGUCAUAGCAACAAUAGUGCCAGACCUGGAGCCAUUCGUAGGUCUUGUCGGAGCGAUCUGCUCCUCGACUCUGGUGCUCUUCUUCCCCCCCGUCAUAGAACUUGUGACAUUCUGGGAAGAUGAUAAGUACAUGGGUCCGUACCGGUGGAAGUUCUACAAGAACUACAUUCUCAUCAUACUUUGGUUCAUCACCCUAGUCACAGGAGCUCACAUCAGCUUACAAAAGAUUAUAGAACUUUACCAGUAGAGUGAAAAUUGAAUUUUGCCAAGUAAGAAGUGUGAGGUAAAUUGCAGUAAAAUUACAAUCAUCCAAAGUUAUACCAAGUGGAGGGAGCUGGUCUAGUGGUUAGAGCGCGGGACUUCAGUCCCUGAGGUCCCGGGUUAAAAUCCUGCCAAAUCACCCAUGGAUUUUAUCAAAGGGAUAAUGCCAUAACCCCUACGUCUAGCCUGAAGUAAUGUGAAAAACAAUCCCGGGCACGUGCCAAAGUUUAUACCAUAGACUUUUGUAAACUAAAGUUGAGGUAAUAUAUGGAUAAGCUAGAGGCAAAUUUUUAUUAAAGUAGAACAUAGAUGAAUGGCACAGAGAGGGCUACUGUCAAAAUUAUAUUUGAUAGUUUUAAUACUUUAAUAGUCGUUCCUUUAUGACUUCUUUUAGGGCUAUG